Messenger RNA from Drosophila serrata, 1418 nucleotides. RefSeq lists its product as uncharacterized. The record is from RefSeq and is a predicted model, not a curated record. Lineage: Eukaryota; Metazoa; Arthropoda; Insecta; Diptera; Drosophilidae.
GCAGCGAUCUGUCACAGCUUUCAGUAGAGUCGCCGCGCUAGCGAGGAAGCCGAAGUACACAAAGCACCAAAGACACCACCGUUGGAGCAGCAGGAUCGUUGGACUACGCCCUGUACCUUCACGCCGACCUACUAGAAGGAGAAAAUAUCCACAGUCCAUUAACCAUGGCGAUGACCCAAUGCUUGGCCUGGUACGCCCUGAUCGUUCUCAUGACAUGUUGUGCCCAUUGUCUGCCUGAGUCCGGUGACGACAGGCGACCGAGAGCGACGGGAAAACCCGCUCUGAUCCGAACGGAGCUGCGAUUCGGGCGCGAUCUUGAUCCCUCGAAGGUGCGGGUGGUGAACGUCAAGACCAGCAAGGGCGACGACGUGGAGAUCCUAGUCGGUAAAAACAGCCGUAAGGCCCGUGCCGAGGAGGCGGCCGGCUCCUUCUUUGUCCGCAGCACAGACGUUAAGCGGCCUGUCAUUACGUCCAAGAGCAACGGUGGUGGUCGCCAGCUGGUCUUCGAGCACAGCCCGGCUUUGCUUAAGCAGAGCGAACUGGCCCAGCAGAUGGAGUCUUACCGGCAGCGCAAGGCUGAUGCGGAGCAACGCCAGGCGAAGCUCAUCCAGCUGCAGCUGUCCAAGGCUCAAAGUAAGGUGGCAGAGUAUCAGGCGGUGCAGGGUGGUUCCCGCCGAGGCCGACAGCUCGUUUCGGAUGUGUCCUGGCAGCCGACAUACACCCAGUUCACGCAGCACCCGCUCAAGAACUUUUCGUUUUCACCUGACUCUCAAUGGCAGUUCGGGGAUACUUUGCCCGGAGUGCCACGCCGCGCUCAGGGAUCUGCUGUUAGCUUCCCGAGCGACAUGGAGUACGCAGCCAGCGAUGUACACGGGUACUUCACGGCCGACAGAGGGACGCGCGCCUAUGCCAGCACUGAUAAUCAGAACUACCGGCCACAGAAUAUAAUCACCAAGCACAACUACAAGGCCCUGCCGCAGCAGUCCAAGUACGUGACCUACAUGCCGCAUUCCGUGGUGGUGGCGGCCAGUACGGGCGUGCAGAUGCCCACAGUGGUAGACAAUCGGCAGUCAGUCCCGUUUGCCGGUUACGGAAGACCCCAGCGCAAUCCGAUUGGCCAGAGCACGCACAGCGUCGUCGAUGGGCCGGCGGUGACGGUAAUCGAGGGCGUUCGGGUGCCGGACAGCGCUGAGGACAAAGUGAAGACCUGGCGCAACGCACGCGUUUUAAACAAUCAGCUGGUGCCAUAUCCCGAGGGCUACAGGCCUCCUCGCGUGCAAAUGCCCAGCUUCGACAGAUAGAUGCGGAUUGUAUUUCCGGGUACUGGGUGCUAAACGUUUAACUGAUAUAUUUAUUGAUUUGUUGUUGUUAAGCUAUUUAUAGAAGUUCGCAUUAAAGUUGUCAAGGAAAGUGCAGAA